Messenger RNA from Podarcis raffonei (Aeolian wall lizard), 2040 nucleotides. It is a transcript of the gene PARD6A, whose product is annotated as par-6 family cell polarity regulator alpha. Gene Ontology annotation, cellular component: apical plasma membrane; nucleus; cell cortex. The transcript is spliced from 3 exons. Gene Ontology annotation, molecular function: protein kinase C binding. Bases 117 to 1196 code for a protein of 359 amino acids. NCBI's taxonomy places the organism in Eukaryota, Metazoa, Chordata, Lepidosauria, Squamata, Lacertidae. Gene Ontology annotation, biological process: regulation of cellular localization; centrosome cycle; establishment or maintenance of cell polarity. The record is from RefSeq and is a predicted model, not a curated record.
CGCCUCCUUCUCCUGUUUGCUGUUUCUGCUGGUGGAGCAGCAGCAGCGGCAGCAGAAGCAGUGCGGGGCGGGAGGAGCGAGCCGGCCCUGCCCUGCCCUGCCCUGCCCGGCGCAGCAUGGCCAAGCACCACCGCACACCGGCGCGCAGCCCGGAGCCCGUUAUCGAGGUCAAGAGCAAGUUUGAUGCUGAGUAUCGCCGCUUUGCCAUGAAGCGCUCCACUGCGGGUGGCUUCCAGGAAUUCUACCAGCUGAUCCAGAGAGUCCACCAAAUCCCUUGCGUGGAUGUCUUGCUUGGGUAUACGGAUAUCCAUGGGGACCUGCUGCCCAUCAACAACGAUGACAAUUACCACAAGGCUCUGUCAUCUGCCAAUCCUCUGCUCCGGAUCAUCAUCCAGAAACGUGCGGAAGCCGACACCAGCGUCUUUGCCUCCAACUCGCUGCAGCGGAAGAAGAAGGGGCUUCUUCGCCCUGUGCACCAGCGGGCCAAGCCGCACUUGCUGAUUGGCAUGCCGCAGGACUUCCGCCAGAUCUCCUCCAUCAUCGAUGUGGACAUUCUGCCCGAGACCCACCGGCGGGUGCGGCUGCACAAGCACGGCUCCAACAAGCCCCUUGGCUUCUACAUCCGGGAUGGGGUCAGCGUGCGCGUGGCACCCCACGGGGUUGAGAAGGUGCCUGGCAUCUUCAUCUCCCGCUUGGUCAAGGGGGGCCUGGCGGAAAGCACGGGGCUGCUGGCCGUGAAUGACGAGAUCCUGGAAGUCAACGGCAUCGACGUGGCAGGCAAGUCGCUGGACCAGGUCACGGACAUGAUGGUGGCCAACAGCCACAACCUCAUCAUCACCGUCAAGCCAGCCAACCAGCGCAACAACGUGAUCCGCAGCAGCAAGGCCUCGGGCAGCUCUGGCGUGUCCACGGACAGCACCCCCAGCCAGCAGACACCUAGCCCGGCCUCCCAGUACCUGAGCAACUGCAGCACAGCAGAGGGCGAGAGUGAUGAAGAGGGUGACCUGGUGAUUGAGAGUGAUUUGCCUGCCAGCUGCCCCAAUGGCGGCCUCCUGGAGAGCUUGCAGCACAGCCUGUCCCUCUACAGCUCCCAGGGUUCACUGCCCUCCCUGAACAGUCACAGCGGCAGCGGCAGCCCAAUCCGGGGCAGCCGAGCAGGCAGUCUCCGGGAGGAUGGCACGGUCAUCACGCUAUAGCCCCAGGCAGUGCCCCUCCCUCGUCUUCUGAAUUUCAGCAUUUCCACGGUCAGUUUGGCAGUACCUUCUUCCUGGCCAAUGGAGCUGGAACUGGGGGCCCCGUCUCGAACACAAGACACUGCCCAGACCUGCCACCACAGACUCUCUCUUGCUCAUUGCCUGCAGACCCAGUGGCACUAUCUCCGCAGCUGCUGGAGCAAAGGUGGCAGCUGGGGUUUGGAGCAACUGGGGCCAAGCCACUUUCCUCCCAGUCCUUAGCCACCCAAGAGGUUCUUUCUUGCUCCCCAUUGAACCAAAGCAAUGGGAGUUCUACUACCUUCUCCAUUCCCUCUCUUCAGCCCCUGUCUUCAUUCUGGACAGGUAGAAGGAAAAAGGCAGGGAUGCUCUUGCCUCUCUCACAGUCUCUGGUUCUCCCCUCCACCAACUGUCAGCUCUCAUGAAGUGUUUGUUUUUAGUUAUUUGUUUUUACGAUAACAUGCAUCACAGAUUAAUAUAUUGCAACAAACUAUUAAAACUUUUUUUUAAAAGAAAUGUGCAUUCACAUGAUUUUUAGAAGUGUGCUGGUCAAGCACGAUGAGGAAGCUCUGGUGCCUGUGCUGGGAAAUUGAGCAGGGUGGUCCCAAACAUGCAAGAUGCAUUAUUCUGCUCAAUAGGAUGCUGGAACCCUCUGGGACUGGUAGGGCAGCAAGGGAAAUGUGACUGAGGCAACUUGGCUUUUUGCUGUCUGACUUGAGUAGAUAGAUGUUUAGCUGACUGGCUAGAUCAACUGCUGGAUCAGGAUCUGAAACUGAGUUGCACCUGAAGCAUAGCUGCUAUUAUCUGUUAAGGUUGUUGGUUUUGUUUU